This is a messenger RNA of Diachasma alloeum, 2353 nucleotides long. RefSeq lists its product as uncharacterized. The record is from RefSeq and is a predicted model, not a curated record. The transcript is spliced from 2 exons. Lineage: Eukaryota; Metazoa; Arthropoda; Insecta; Hymenoptera; Braconidae. Bases 148 to 828 code for a protein of 226 amino acids.
AACUCGUGGAGCAUCAAUUCAAUCGGCUAUCUAAUCGCCACCGUGCACCCAGUGCCUCAAGAAAUUCCACGAAGUGCAUCACUCGAAAAAAUAGUCACUGUGAUUGUUCAUCAUAUAUUUGAAUAAUUAAAAAAAAACCCUACCAACAUGUCUCGUGCCAAAAUUGUCAUCAUCUCCGUGAUCAUGGCGACUGCAUCAGCAGCUCCAACAUCACCCGUCAGAGAGCCCAGAUCAUUGGACCCAUUCUGGCACUUGCCGUGUGGUGAAGUCAUCGACACGGACAUCACUCCAUCCGGAAAUAUUGUAGAGGAACUCAAGUCCAUCCUGUUGAGCAUAAAACUCCAGCACCAACUCACCCUGAAUGACUACCUCAGUCGUGACUAUGAGUUCCUCUACGAACGCGUAAGAAUAGGCGUUCACGAGCAUCAGUACAUUCCGAAUUGGGUGCCAGGGAAGAGGGAUGUUAACAUUGUAAGGAGAUUAGCUGGAAAAGAGCCACAAACUAUCGCUAAUCAUCUGCCGAAACUUCAUCUAGACCUCCAGAAGUUUGCAGUGGCUAUUGAAGAGCUUAUCGACGACGAGCCAACGGAGAAGAUUAUGGAGGCCCUCAGGAGCACGCAGUCGUACCUCCAGAUGAUGUUGUGCGAGGUCGAAAGUGACAUUGGUUAUCUGCCGGAUGUCAACUUGCCGGAAAGGGUCCCCAGGAGCAUGAUGACGGCAGUCGAGAGGGAGCCCGUUGACGAGACGAGGAGAUUAGUCCGGGACUGGGGAGUCCUCCUCAAGUACAAGGAUUAUCUCCACGCCUGGAGGCACGUCUUCGACUACUGAGAAAAUUUUUCACUUGAAAUUUUCCUGAUCUCUCUCUCUUCAAGCUCUCUAUCGCACCCUGCCCUGCACAUACCAGAACAGUUUGAACGUACAGUAUUUAUAGAUUGAAUAUCGAUGACAUCUCAACAGUAGGAGAUUUUUUUUCAAUAUUUGUUUCGAUGCAAGUGACGGUCCGUGAACGCAUCGGUAAAAAAUGAAGUGAACAGGCUUAGGUGCAUUGACGCAAAUUGAUUUAGCAUACGGGAGGGUAAUGAGUUUACAUUGGGAUUAGCAGUUAUGCAUACACGGAGGAAGUGCGGGGGAAAGUGUCUUAAACGGUUAGUGACGGGUCCUCAAUGAUCGACACGAUGUCUUCAAUUUUGAGGAUAAAUUUUUUAUUUUUUUCAGAUGUCCUAAAUUUUAGGAUGCUGUCUGAAAAGUUUAAGGCAACGUCUUAAUUUUUUUUUGCAAUUUCGAUAGGGAUUUCAAUUUGAAUUAUGAAGUUGAAAUUGCAAUUUGGGAUUUUGAUUUUAAGACUAUGGCUUAAAAUUUGAGACAAGGUCUUAAAGGUUUAAGACGAUGUCUUAAAAGGUUGAGACAAUGUCUUGUUUUUUUCUGCAAUUGCAAUUCAAAUUCAACGUCAAAUUAUGAAUUUCGAAUUUAUUCUUGAUUUCGAAAUUUAAUGCCACGGCUUAAAAUUAAGGCAGUGUCUUAAAAAAAAUUAAUCAGAAGUUUCAACAAUUCAAGAAAAUUUAAGACAAUAACUUAAAAUUUGAGACGCUUUUUAAAAAAAAUUCUAUAGGUGUCUUAACAAUCCGGGGAAGUGUUCUACCAAUUUGAGAUAGCGUUUUAUAAAAUUAAGACCGUGUCCCAAACAAUUAAGACAAUGGCUUAAAAUUUUAAGACAAUGCCUUGCCAUUUCUUCUACAAUUUGAAUUCAAAUCUACCUUUAAAUUGAAAAUAUUUAAUUGUAAGGCAGUGUCUUACAAAAUUAAGAAGUCUUAAAGAUUUAAGACCAUGUCUUAAUUUUUUUUUUAAUUUUGACAGAAAAAUGUAUCCCGUCAUUCCAUCUACACACGGUACUAGUAUUACCAGUGCAUAUCACAAUAUUUUCCUGGAAUGCAAAAAGUUCAAGUCAUCCGCUAUGACAGAUAAUUUUAGCCUCUCAGCUCAGGGAAUACCCUGCUAUUCGUAAUCUUUAUUCAUUCAAAGCUAUUUGAACAAAUCGACUGAUACUCUACAAGGUAGAGUAUCUAACGGCCACCGAUAGGUAACGUAAAUGUGUUAUUAGGUGAUACACUGACAACUAUUUAUGAAUUUAUUUAUUGCAUUUAGGAACAAUUGUAUUUAUUCGCAACUAAGUAUUUAAUGAGUAUUUAUUGACCAAUUAGUAGAUUACGUGAUCGAAGAAUUAAUCUUCAAGUUCAAAGACCUCUGCAAUGUGCCUUAAACUAAUAAUCAAUUAGUUCAUAAUAAUAUUUUUUCGGCGAUUUUAUCAUAAAAGACGGUUAAGACAAUGCCAUUAGGAUCAUGCAGUAUUAAUUAA